Molecule: messenger RNA, 150 nt
Organism: Funneliformis geosporum
Lineage: Eukaryota; Fungi; Glomeromycota; Glomeromycetes; Glomerales; Glomeraceae
Source: the annotation of a GenBank genome assembly
AUGGCUAUUGACUCAGGACAGUCAAUUAUCCCUCUCCUCAAGGGAGUUAAAGAAUUGCAAGAUUGCUUGACUUCACUUGAAAUGUUUUUAAAGGAAUAUGUUAUAGAUGUAGAAUAUUUGGAAAAAUCAGAGAAAAUGGAUCCAAAGUGA